Messenger RNA from Vicia villosa (hairy vetch), 3585 nucleotides. RefSeq names its product linoleate 13S-lipoxygenase 2-1, chloroplastic-like. Gene Ontology annotation, biological process: lipid oxidation. Bases 100 to 2784 code for a protein of 894 amino acids. NCBI's taxonomy places the organism in Eukaryota, Viridiplantae, Streptophyta, Magnoliopsida, Fabales, Fabaceae. Gene Ontology annotation, molecular function: metal ion binding; oxidoreductase activity, acting on single donors with incorporation of molecular oxygen, incorporation of two atoms of oxygen; protein binding. The record is from RefSeq and is a predicted model, not a curated record. The transcript has 8 exons.
CCUAGAUUCAUUGUAUUAUAAAUAUGUCUAACAUGGGAUAAGGUAUUUCCACACCAUAUUGUCGCAUAGAUUCCAUCACAAAGAAUCAAAACAGAAAACAUGCUAAUGCAACAAACUUAUUGGAGGCCAAAUAGCGUGAUCUUGCAAAAGCCAUGCCUCCAUAGAUGUUUUCAGGUUGGGUUGUCAAGGCCAUUGUUGACAAAGAAAAAGAAAGAGAGGAAAUUUAAGAAUGAGUGCAUGAAAAUCAAAGCUGUGGCUGUGAGUGAAGAAGCAAUAGAAAGAAAAUCAGUUGAAGUGAAAGCUAUAGUGACUGUUAAGCCAGUGGUUGAAGGGGUUCUCUCAAACGUGGGACUACAAAGAGGUCUUGAUAAAAUAAGUGAUUUGAUGGGUAAAUCAAUUCUCUUGGAGCUUGUUAGCUCUGAGCUAGAUCCAAAGACAAAAUUAGAGAAGAGAAGAAUCAAAGGUUACGUUCGUUUGACGAAUCGAUCAGCACAAGAAGUAAAAUAUGAAGCUGAAUUUGAAGUACCAGCAAAUUUUGGAGAGAUUGGUGCUAUUCUUGUGGAAAAUGAACAUAGAAAGGAAAUAUUCAUGAGAGAAAUUGUUCUUGAUGGAUUUCUCACUGGUCCUGUUAAAUUUUCUUGUGAAUCUUGGGUUCGUUCCAAGUUUGACAACCCUACUAAGAGAGUGUUUUUUUCAAACAAGUCAUAUUUGCCUUCUGAAACACCAGAAGGAUUGAAAAUGUUAAGAGAAGGGGAACUGAUAAGUUUACGAGGCAAUGGACAAGGCGAACGCCAAUGGUUUGAUCGAAUAUAUGACUAUGAUGUGUAUAAUGACCUUGGAGAUCCUGACACCGAUCCCAAACACAAGAGACCUGUUCUCGGUGGCAGUGAACAUCCAUAUCCUAGACGUUGUAGAACCGGAAGACCUCGUUGUAAUACUGAUCCAUUGUCUGAGAAAAGAAGCAGCAGUGUCUACGUGCCUAGGGACGAAUGCUUCUCUAGUGUAAAACAACUCGUAAUUUCAGAAAAUACCUUACAGUCUGUUUUCAAUCCUCUUUUCUCGGGUUUGAAAACAUCUGUAAUUGACAAGAAUCUUGGAUUCCCUCUUUUCUCAUCCAUAGAUGACCUUUUCAAUGAAGGAUAUACCUUGCCUCCUCAAAAGGAGAAAGGAUUUCUUAGGACUGUGUUGCUGCGGUUGGCCAGGCUUGUCAGUGAUGCUACGGUUCUUCGUUUUCAGACUCCCGCCACAGUGGAUAAGGACAGAUUCUUUUGGUUUAGAGAUGAAGAAUUUGGAAGACAGACUAUAGCUGGUCUUAAUCCUUGUUGCAUCCAAUUGGUUACGGAAUGGCCAUUGAAAAGCAAACUUGACCCUAAUAUUUAUGGUCCUGCGGAAUCAGCAAUAACUACGGAAAUAAUUGAACAACAAAUCGGAGGACUCCUUACUGUUGAAGAGGCCAUAGAACAGAAGAAGUUGUUCAUUCUAGACUACUAUGAUUUUUUCAUGCCAUUAGUAGAGGAAGUUAGAAAACUUGAAGGCACAACAUUGUAUGGCUCGAGGACUUUGUUCUUUCUAACACCCGAUGGCGCAUUAAGACCACUAGCAAUUGAGCUAGCUCGGCCGCUGAUGAAUGGAAAGCCACAGUGGAGGCAAGUGUUCACACCUUCUUGGCACUCAACUGAAGUUUGGCUUUGGAGACUUGCCAAAACUCAUGUCCUUGCUCAUGAUGCUGGCUUUCACCAACUUGUUAGUCACUGGUUGCGAACUCAUUGUAGUACAGAACCAUACAUCAUUGCAACAAACAGGCAACUCAGUGCAAUGCAUCCAAUCUACAGAUUAUUACUUCCACAUUUUAGAUACACACUGGAAAUCAAUGCACUUGCACGUGAAAAGCUAAUAAAUGUCGAUGGAAUAAUAGAGAGUAGCUUCACUCCCAAACAACUUUCCCUUUUACUAAGUUCAAUAGCCUAUGAUAAACACUGGCAAUUCGACUUACAAGCCCUUCCGAAUGACCUAAUCCACAGAGGAUUGGCAGAAAAAGAUCCAAAUGCCCCUCAUGGCUUGAAACUGGCCAUAGAAGAUUACCCUUAUGCAAAUGAUGGUCUUGUUCUUUGGGAUGCUAUCAAAUCUUGGGUCACUGAUUAUGUCAACCACUACUAUAAUACAGAUACAAGAAAUGUUGAGUCAGAUAAAGAAUUGCAAGCAUGGUGGGAUGAGAUUAGAAAUGUUGGACAUGGUGACAAGAAAGAUGAACCUUGGUGGCCUAAUUUGAAAACAAAUGAAGAUCUUAUUGAAAUUGUGACGACCAUUGUUUGGAUAACAUCAGGACAUCACGCGGCGAUGAAUUUUGGUCAGUACACUUAUGCGGGAUAUUUUCCUAAUAGACCGGCCAUUGCGAGAACCAACAUGCCUACAGAAGACCCCUCUGAUCAAGAACUUGAACUUUUCUAUAAUAAACCAGAAGUGACAUUGUUGAAGUGUUUUCCUUCGCAAAUUCAAGCAUUGACGGUGAUGACAGUGUUGGAUAUUUUGUCUACGCAUUCCCCAGACGAGGAAUAUCUUGGACAAACGAUUGAGCCGGCUUGGGAAGAGGAACCAAUGGUUAAGGCUGCUUUUGAAAAGUUUAAAGGGAAGUUAAUGGAGCUUGAAGGUAUAAUUGAUAAGAGGAAUGCUAAUAAGAAUCUGAGGAACAGAAGUGGUGCUGGGAUUUUGCCUUAUGAGCUUUUGAAGCCAACUUCAGAACCUGGUGUAACAGGAAAAGGUGUUCCAUAUAGCAUCUCUAUUUGAUUUUAACACGUGUUGUGGAUUAGUCUGUGUUGUAUUUAAUUGUGUUUCCUUGGUCUUUAAAUGUCUAUUUUGAGCUCACUGUAAUAAAAUGUAAUUAGUAACUUUGAAUAAAGUCUUAUUGUGGUAUUUGGAUCGAACAUUAGUCUUGACAAAUGUAGCUUCAUGGUUGGACAAAGUAGUGUUGUAGUCGAACUCUGUUCUAGCAUGCAAUAGUCGAAGAUGUGCAUGCUAUAGUCGAAGCUUGUUCUAGCAUGCAGUUGUAUAAUUUAGCUUAGUGUCUAAGUUAGCUAUGUAUACUUGUAAUCACAAACCUUAACGAAAAAGAGUCCCUAGCCUUUGAAGAAGUUCAAUCAACGUUGUAUUUGAAGAACUUGAACGAAAGAAAGGAGCAAAAGCCAUCAUAUGUUGGUGAAGAAUUGUCUGUCAAAGAAAAAUUCCCGAAGAAGGAUGGUAAGUUUGAGAAGUUGAAAGGUAAAUAUCAGCACAAGUUAAAUAUUGGUAUUGCUCCUGCAAUUAGGUGUUAUCACUGUAAGAAAGAGGGCUACACAAGAAAGGUGUGCCCUGAACACUUGAAUAAUCAUGGAGGUAAGGAUAAUGGCAACACAACUAUUGUGCAAGUUGAUUUUGAAUCAUAUGAUGUUAUGUCAUUUCAAGCAGCGACUCUAGAAAGGAGUGGAUUAUGGAUUCAGGGUGUACUUAGCAUAUGAAUCCAAAUAAAGACGUGUUUAAGGAGUUAUGUGAUCAAGAUGGUGGAUCAGUGCUGCUGGAAAACAACAAAGCCUGCAAGAAUAGAAUUGUAAA